Messenger RNA from Monosiga brevicollis MX1, 1456 nucleotides. RefSeq lists its product as uncharacterized. The transcript is spliced from 11 exons. The coding region runs from base 224 to 1456 and encodes 410 amino acids. Gene Ontology annotation, molecular function: protein binding. The record is from RefSeq and is a predicted model, not a curated record. NCBI's taxonomy places the organism in Eukaryota, Choanoflagellata, Craspedida, Salpingoecidae.
AUUUUUUUUUCUGUGUGUGUGUGUGGGUUUUGCCGCUCGUUCUUCAGGGUCGCGCGUGUCAUCCAGAGGUUCUUGGUGCUUGAGGUGCCGGGGUUGGGCCACACUCACACUCACACUCACGCACACGCACACGCACACGCACACACACACGCACGUGGACUUGCUCGUGUCUGUGUUCGGCUGGAUUCAGUAGAGGUUAAGUGACGCAAGCUCGACUGGCAUCAUGGUCUUGACGGCGCGUCAGCAGGAAGAGCUGCAGCUCGCCGUGCAUGCGUACCUCGUGGAGGCAGGGCAUGCCGAAGCUGCCGCUGCCAUGGCCAAAUCGGCCAACCUCGGGGACGACGCGGGUGAUGCCAAGUACACAGGUCUCCUUGAGAAAAAGUGGACCACCAUCACCCGGCUGCAAAAGCGCAACAUGGAGCUGCAAGCCGAGGUCGAGGAGCUCCGCUCGUCGGCUCGCGCCCCGCGCUCCCGCACCACCACAAAAAUGGAAGAAUGGGUCCCCCGCCCGCCUGCCACGGUGGCCGUCGAUGGUCAUCGUCUGCCCAUCACGGCCGUUGCCAUCCAUCCGUCCUUUGCCGUCAUGGCCAGCGCCUCGGAAGACGCUUCCAUCAAGCUGUGGGACAUGGAGUCUGGCAACUUUGAACGCUCACUUAAGGGUCACACCAACGCCGUGAACGACAUUGCAUAUGAUCGCGAAGGCAAUCGUCUCGUUUCCUGCUCAACUGACAUGACCAUCAAGGUGUGGAACAUGGACAACUUUACCUGCACCAAAACUCUGUCUGGCCACGAUCACACCGUAUCCUCGGUUCGGUUUGAUCACACCGGUGAUCGGGUCUUCUCCGCGUCUCGCGACAAGACAAUUAAAAUUUGGGAGCUGGCAACGGGUUACUGCCUUCAGACCCUCCAGGGCCACUCAGAUUGGGUGCGCAGCAUCGACGUGUCAGCCGAUGGAGCAUGGAUCUGCAGUGCUUCGAGUGAUCACACGGUGCGAGUGUGGUCCGUGGCCAGCGGCGAGUGCAAACACGUCUGGUCUGAUCAUGAGCACGUCGUGGAGCAUGCCAGCUUUGCGCCGCUGGUAGCCCACGAGGCUUUGAACCUGAUGAUCUUUGGCUCCAAGCCUUCGGCUGAGGCUGCUAGCAAGGGUCCCUUUGUGGCAUCAGCCAGCCGAGACAAGUCCAUUUGCCUAUUUGAUGUGUCCACUGGGCAACACCUUGCUCGCCUGACGGGCCAUGACAACUGGGUGCGCGCUACGGCCUGGAGCCGGGGCGGCCGCUAUCUUUUCUCAGUGGCAGAUGAUAAGACGAUGCGCGUGUGGGAUAUCGCUACCAAGCGCGUUAGCAAGACCAUCCCUGCGCACAACCACUUUGUCUCCUGCAUUGCCGUACAUGCCAAGAACACCCACGUCGUGACUGGAAGUGUCGACCUCAAGGUCAAGGUCUGGGAAUGUAACUGA